Stylonychia lemnae is the source of this 1323-nucleotide messenger RNA. Lineage: Eukaryota; Ciliophora; Spirotrichea; Sporadotrichida; Oxytrichidae. The record is from the annotation of a GenBank genome assembly.
AUGUCAGAUUCUAAGAAUUACGAAUUAUACUCGGACUAAAAAGGCACUCAUGAUAAUGAUGGAUUGGACCCUCUAGCAAAUCCAGAUAAAAUCAAUAUAACCUCAUAGAUGCUAUCUGAUGUAGAUCCAGAUCAUAAUGAGAAAAAAGCCUAAUCAUCUAACUUCUAAGCCUACAUGAAUACUGCCAAGCUAUUCUUUGGUAAUGCUUACUUAAGUAUUCCAAAAACCUUUUCGUAUUCUGGUAUUAUUGGUGGUAUACUUAUGUUUACAGUGGUUGGGUUGAUUAAUUGCUAUACUAUGCUUUUAAACUUGAGAGUAGCUGAUCGUCAUCCUAAAAUAGGUUCUUACUCAAAACUUAGCUCAGUGGUAUUUGGGCGUCUAGGAAAAUGGAUAGUCGACAUUAGUAUUUGGAUUAUGUAGCUUAGUUGCUGCAUCAGUUAUCUAUUCUUUAUUGGAAAGCAAUUAUCUGAUAUUAUAUCAUCCGAGACAGAUUUCAAAUAUGAUCAGAAAUUUUACAUUUUAAUUUUGACUAUACCUGCAAUGCCAAUUUGUUGGAUUGAGACUUAUACCUUCUUAUCUUACUUUAGUAUGGCUGGUAUAUCUGUUGCUCUUGUUGGAAUGAUCUGUAUGUUUGGCUACAACUUUGACAAGAUAGCUAAUCAUGACGCAGUCUACAGUGAUUUAAAGUAUUUUGAUAUUCUUGGAAUGCUUGGUCACAUUGGUGUCGCAAUGUUUGUCUUUGAGGGGAAUGCAGUUAUUAUGAAUGUAAGGGCAGAAGCUAAAAAUAAGGAUAGAUAUCCAGUUAUAUUGAAUUUAGCCAUUGUGACAACUAUCUCUCUAUUUAUGGUCUUUGCAAGUGUUUGCUAUAUCACAUAUAGAGAUGAGACAAAUGAUAUAUUUGUUUUAUCUUUGAAACUGAGUGGCUUUACAAUAUUUAUUAGACUAUGUACUUGCUUUAAUGCUUUAUGCUCUUAUCCAGUUUAGAUUUUAGCAGCAUUUGAGAUCUAUGAAGUGCAUCCAUUCUUUAAAACAGGCACAAAACUAAUGUAACGAGUAAAAAGAAUCAUAGGCAGAUCAAUUAUUGUGUGGCUAGUCACUGGUGUUUCCCUUCUGAUACCAAAUUUCACAGACUUCUUAAAUAUUGCUGGCUCAGUUGGAUCUGCUAUGAUUGCCUUUGUUUUACCUCCCCUACUUUACAUGAAAGAGUUCAGAAAUGACCUUGGUCUAACAGACAAAAUAUUGAAUUGGUGUAUUAUAGUGUUUGGUGCAGCAGGUGGUAUUUAUUCAGUUUACUUCUCAAUCAAUGAAAUUGUAAACGGCUGA